UCGAGGCACUGGGUCCCUGCUGGCUGGUGUACCCACGCUGGCUAGUGCAACGUUCCAAAUCUACCAACCCAUCAACGUCGAAGAUGAGCGAUAGCGAGUCUUCUCCCAAUGACAACGCAACGUAUCCUACGUACUUACGCCCGUUUGACGGGGUAAUAGCGGACGAUGGUCGACCUAGUGUCACAGGCAUCACUGCUGAUAACAUUGGGAUGUUAUUUAUCGUCUCCGCCCAGUUUUUCUACGUUUGCGUGUAUAGUGCGGUUAAGAUACUGAACGGCUUGGAGCCUCGAAUGCACACGUUUCAGGUCAUUACAAUUAGGAUGACCAUCACGUUCAUUUGUUGCGUGGUAUACAUGCCCUGUACAAACAACGGCCUACAACUGAUGACACGAAAGACUAUCAUGCGAAUCCCUGAUCCAGUAGCUGGCUCAAAAGCUGUUCGGGCGUUACUAGUACUUCGUGGCACCAGUGGGUGCGUACCGAUCUACGCGCACGACCUUGAUUUUCCAAUGAUCUUUCCAUGGUCAAGGUUUUUCGGGUUAUAUGGCAUGUAUUGGUCACUUCAAUACUUGGCUGUCGCAGAUGCGACAGUCCUGCUUUUCUUAACACCUCUUAUGACAGCGGUGGUUGGAUCCAUCCUGUUGAAGGAGAGCUACUUCAUCGAUCCGACUGACUCACCCCAGUAUGACACUAUAUGGUAGGUUAUAGUGGCCAGGAUGGUCUUUCACAUAGUUUCUGUGAAUUGGAGUCCAAUUUUGACUGGUGUAACGGUAUCACCUUUACCUGCUGCGUGUUAUAUAUGUCUGUCAGUUGCCUUUCAAACAACGACCUACAGCUGGCGACGGCGGCGGCCCCCACUCGAGGUAUUAUCGUGACGAUCCUUAAUCCGAUAUCUGGCCAAAGGUGUUCAAAUGCUACUGGUCGUUUAUGGUAUCAUCGAGUACUGAAUUUUGACCCAGGUUCAAGACCUCAUAUUUUGU
Suillus subaureus is the source of this 980-nucleotide messenger RNA. RefSeq lists its product as uncharacterized. Bases 84 to 701 code for a protein of 205 amino acids. Lineage: Eukaryota; Fungi; Basidiomycota; Agaricomycetes; Boletales; Suillaceae. The record is from RefSeq and is a predicted model, not a curated record. The transcript is spliced from 3 exons.